AUGCCGUCUGCAGAUUAUGAAGAAGCUAGGAACAACAUCAUCAAAGCUGAAGAGAGCAUAAGAACAGGUGGAAACAUUUAUCUCUCACCAAGAGAAUUAGAAGCUGAUAAGUUCCUCCUAAAUAUGAAGCAAAAAGCCAUUCAUAAAGGAAUUCAAGAUUCAGCAAGUUAUGCACCAUCAAUGCACUUUUUUCAUGCCAAACCGCUAAUAGAACAGGAUCCAAUUUUUAAAAUCAUUCAGAAGCUUCCAAAAGGUGGUCUUCUUCAUCUCCAUAGCACAGCUGGUGUGUCAAGUGAAUGGGUCAUCAAGAAUUUAACAUAUCGUAAUGAUGUCUUGAUUUGUAAUCAUAAGGAUGGAUUUCAUAUGUUUGUGGCUGUUCCAUCAGAGCUCUGUGCUAAUGAAGCUGUGCCGGUUAAUAAAUUACGCGCAAGAGCAACAAACAAAACUGCUUUUGAUGAGUCACUGGAAAGUUUAAUUAAUCUUUACACACAUCAACCUGAAUUGGAUUAUCCUGACAUCAACACAGUUUGGGAAAAAUUCGAAAUAAUGUUUAGCGUUAUUGAUGGAAUUUUUGACUAUUUGCCAACCUAUAUAGCUUAUCAUCAACAAUUGCUUCAAGAAUUGUAUGAAGAUAAUGUGAUGUACUUGGAAAUUAGAACUGAAAUGGGUGGGGUAAUUGACCAGAAUGGCAAGCAUUUAAACAGCCAAGACAUGGCUGAAGUGAUAUUAAAACUAGUCGAUGACUUCAAGCAAGACCAUCCACUGUUCAUAGGUGUUAAAGUCAUAAUAGCUAUUCUGAGAGACUAUGAUGAACAUGCAUUUGAUGAAAAAGUUGAAAGAUUUUUAGACUUGCGUAAAAAGUAUCCAGAUUUAGUUGUUGGAUUUGAUUUAGUUGGUCAAGAGGACUUAGGUCGGCCACUUGCAUCUUAUGUAGAAAAAUUAAAAAAUAUAUCAGACAAUGGUCGUUUCUUCUUUCAUGCUGGAGAAACAAACUUUUUCAACACUGAUGCGGACGUCAACUUAAUAGAUGCACUUUUAAUGAAUACAAAAAGAAUUGGACAUGGAUAUUCACUUUACAAGCAUCCAGUGUUGUGGGAAGCAUUUAAGAAAAAGGAAAUUGCCAUUGAAAUCAGUCCAAUAUCAAAUCAAGUGCUUCAUUUAGUUCAAGACUUACGAAAUCAUCCUGCUGCCUUUUACAUCUCUGAAAAUGUUCCUAUUGUUAUUGCAAAUGAUGAUCCAGGGUUCUGGAAUGCUAAAGGAUUAAGCUAUGAUUUUUAUUAUGCUUUCAUGGCUUUUACUCCAGCUGACUCUGGUCUUCAGGUACUUAAGCAACUUGCAUGGAACUCUUUAAAGUAUAGUGCCAUGACACAAAAAGAGAAAAUUAAUGCAACAAAUCAAUUUAAGGCUUCGUGGGAUAAAUUUAUUGAUUAUGUCCUUGGUUUUGGGAGAAAAUUGUGAAGACAUUAAAUUACAGACAUGGUAAUUUAGUAGACUGGGUGGUGGGUUAGCUUUAGAAUUAAGUCAAGUGUUUUUUUAGGUCAUUGUAAAAUAAAAGGUUUAAUUUCUUAAAAAUUCUUUAUUUUAUUAAAACA
Messenger RNA from Chironomus riparius, 1592 nucleotides. The record is from the annotation of a GenBank genome assembly. Lineage: Eukaryota; Metazoa; Arthropoda; Insecta; Diptera; Chironomidae.